AUGGAGAUAGUAGAGGCCGAUGCACGACCAUUUCUGCCCUCUGCCAUAUGUUUUGAGGCAAGGUAUUAUCAUGAUGACCUUGGUCCUUUCACCUUCCUUGGAGUCAACCAGAACGGCCGCCCUCAUGGUAUCACGGCCCAAAGACUCAUUGAAGACGGUUUAGCCAGUUCUCUAGAAGACUGGAAUAGACCUUUUGUUCUAAACCUCCAGAACUCUGAUGUUUAG
Molecule: messenger RNA, 225 nt
Organism: Prunus armeniaca (apricot)
Lineage: Eukaryota; Viridiplantae; Streptophyta; Magnoliopsida; Rosales; Rosaceae
Source: the annotation of a GenBank genome assembly